Messenger RNA from Gasterosteus aculeatus aculeatus (three-spined stickleback), 1509 nucleotides. It is a transcript of the gene msrb3, whose product is annotated as methionine sulfoxide reductase B3. Gene Ontology annotation, molecular function: peptide-methionine (R)-S-oxide reductase activity. Gene Ontology annotation, biological process: response to oxidative stress; protein repair. NCBI's taxonomy places the organism in Eukaryota, Metazoa, Chordata, Actinopteri, Perciformes, Gasterosteidae. Gene Ontology annotation, cellular component: cytoplasm. The record is from RefSeq and is a predicted model, not a curated record.
GCGAGGACCGCGCUGGGGAAUCGGCACGAGAGGAGAAGCUGCUGCGUCACUCAGGGCUUCACUAAACGAACAAUUAAUUAUUUACUGAUUGUUAACUGAGCGGACCUCUUCCAUAGCAGGCAUUUGGCCCGACAUUGUAGGAGUACAAGUUGGAAAUCGAUGGAUUAUAAGUGUAAAGGCAGAUUUGCUAUGAACACUUAAAUGUAUGCACAUUGCACACGGUGGACUAGCGCUGACUCCAUAUCAACCGUGAUGGCUGUCAUCUUCCUCUAAGUGCUGAAGGAAAUGUGCUUCAAUGCUGCUUUUCUUACCACCGUAGCCACUGGAUCGAGUGUGACUGUGUGUCUAAUGGCAGUCCUCCUCAGACGUGGGCUUUCCGUGGCCCUGCAUCGUGCCCUAGGGCGGGGCUGCCGCCCUGCACGUCUUGCUGCACUUCUAGGAGCAUGUAGGACUAAAAAGACAUGGCCGGUGAGCUUCCCUGUGGAGGAACUGAAGAAACGCCUCACGCCUUUACAGUACCACGUCACCCAGGAGAGAGGAACCGAGAGUGCCUUCACUGGAGGGUUCACACAUCACAAAGAUGAGGGAACCUACACGUGUGUGGUCUGUGGGGCUGUGCUGUUCAGCUCGAACACUAAAUUUGACUCUGGAUCAGGUUGGCCGUCCUUCUCUGACCUUGUGAAGGCGGAGUCCGUCACUGUUUCAGAUGAUUUUUCCUACGGGAUUCACCGAGUGGAGACCACCUGUGGCCAGUGCGGCGCUCACCUGGGACACCUGUUUGAUGAUGGACCAAAACCCACAGGAAAACGCUACUGCAUCAACUCGGCCUCGUUGGCUUUCCAGCCCAAAGACGGAGGGGCCUCACCUGCCUCCACCGCCGUAGCUGAGGGCGGAGCUGCGGGCAGCCCAGGAAGCGGCAGGACGGAGCUCUGAAAGAUACUUGUGAAUUGCAGCACACCCCACAACUGUGCCUGUGUAGGAAUAGUUCAAAUGCAGAAAGGAGCUUUUUUUAGCUCUGUAUUGUGUAAAGAUAGGAGUUAAUUGGUCAAGGCAGAAAUGCACUGUAAAAUCUCUCAUAAGGGAAAUGUUCACGGUACCUAAAUAGUCACACUCAAAGCUGCAAAUCACACUGUCCCAGCUGAUUGGCUUACUGGGAAUAUAUGUUUUCCCCUUUAUUCCCUUUCGUUUGAAGAGUAGCAUUUAGUCUGCUAAUUUAAACAUAGAUGAAAUGCUGUGUAGUGGUAGCGACACAUAUAUAAAAAUGAGAGCUUUUUACAGUAGUAAAAAAGUAUUUUAUUAUAGUAUAUAUUUUGAAGUGAUAUUUGAUACUGAGCGGUUGCCUCCAGUCACAGAUGGCAUCACAUGUUGGACAGAUAAAAUUCUGUGGUCUUUAGGUUACUAUAUUUUUUCUUUUAGUUCUUUGCAGUAAGAAAUAUAUAUAUAUUUUUCAGUUUGUAUUCACAGCUUGAAUCUUUACAGUUACUGGAUGAAUAAAGUAUCUUGAAAACA